This is a messenger RNA of Fusarium graminearum PH-1, 1719 nucleotides long. RefSeq lists its product as uncharacterized. The transcript has a single exon. NCBI's taxonomy places the organism in Eukaryota, Fungi, Ascomycota, Sordariomycetes, Hypocreales, Nectriaceae. Bases 1 to 1719 code for a protein of 572 amino acids. The record is from RefSeq and is a predicted model, not a curated record.
AUGAACCAAAUCUACGGAAAGGCCAACCGCGUUAUCGUCUGGCUUGGUAAACCACUUCCAGAGUUGGAAGCCGGGCUAAAUGCAGCUGAGAGGAUUGGAACCGAGUCUGUCCCUCACACGUUACGAAUGAUCGAGAAUCAAUUCUGGGCCUUCAAUUCUGAUCUCUCAACCAUGCCUGAUAAAUAUGGAAUGAAGUCUAUCGACGGAGAAGAAGCUCUGGGGCUGGUCACACUGUUUAUGAGUAACUGGUUUGCGCGAGUCUGGGUAAUCCAAGAAGUCUCUCUUACCAACGACGUUGUUGUUCUAUGCAAUAAGAAAUUCACAUGCUUCGAUUGUGUGGGCUAUACGGCAGCAUUUCUUCACUACAGCGGGUUCUUCCAAGCUACGCUCGACCUUGUCCCCAAAGACAGACCGGGUAUUUAUCUCCGUGGCGAUCUCUACUUAUUCCACGCCGAGAGAAUCCAACUCCUCCGAGAAUGGUGUAAAGGAGACAAAAGUCAGUGGAAUCGUACACUGGAAACGAUUGACUUCGAAGCCGGACUCAAUGAUAAACGUGGGAAGUCAGCAGAGAUGGUCCUGUUGCGAUUUCUCUUUACGUUAUUCGGCCUCCAAGCUUCUGACCCUCGAGAUGUCAUCUACGGUCUGGGCGGUAUUAUGAGGCACAUGGCGGCCAAGGAUGGGCUUUCGAUGCCCUCAGAAUUCGAGCCGGAUUAUGAUAUCGACAUUAGAGACUUGUUGCUGAAUGUCGCGCGCAAGAUCAUUGAGGCGACUGACUCCUUGGUCUAUAUCAAUCUUGUCAAAUGUCCCAGCAUGCGUCAGACUCUCGAGCUUCCCUCAUGGGUUCCAGAUUUUCCGGCAGUUCUUUUCAACACUCUCUCCAGUGCCCAGUUCCGAUCUAUUGGAACCAUUAACUCUUCCAAGCAUGUGCCUCAUUCCCCGAACACGCGCCCAUUUAGCAUCGAUGGGAAUAUCCUCAACGUUUCUGGUAUACGUCUUGGGAGAGUCAAUAAAAUAGGGGAGACAUACAUCGAAACUCUCCAAGGUCAGCGCGCUAUGUCGGCUGAUGUUCUUCUCAGCAUGGAUGAGACAUACCCCUACACUGGACAGCCGUCAGAUGAAGUCUUUUGGCGUACCUUGAUAUGGGACACAGACUUUACGAACCGACCGGCUAAAUCAAUCCAGCUCAAGGACUUCCAGCGAGCCAUUUUGGAGGAAAUAGUCCAUCCGUUGCGAGUCUUUCACAGAGAGGCCGAGUCUCCAUCUGCGGGCGAGACUCUUGUGCUCAAGUAUCUAAGUGGAAUGUCUUACUUGGAUGACAUCGCCGCGAAGUUCCCUUCCAGCAUUUUUCCGAGUCUCAACCUCGUCAGGUCAUGCUUGUCUUUCCUACCACAAGAGCAAGUAGACCUUAAUGACGAAGAGGUCCAAAUGUUGAAACAAGUAAUAUCAAGGCAUUCUAUGCCGCCAGGAAGUAUUAUGGCGUCGACUUAUAUCAACCACAGACCUAUACUUACUGAUACGGGAUACCUGGGGUUGGGAUUCGAUUCUUGCAAGAUUGGGGAUGAGGUGUGGGUAGUUGCCGGAUCCCCUGCGCCUGUGGUCAUGAGAAGCACUGACGAUGAGAAUGAGUACUUUAUGGUUGGCGAAGCAUAUGUGCAUGGGGCUAUGCAGGGAGAGGCUGUUACUGAUGAUGCUGUAUGGGAGAAGAUCCAGAUAGUAUAA